GUCCCUCUGAUGCCAACACUGUGCUCUGAGGCCACGUUUAGGAGGAAGGGGUUGGAGUCCUGAGGUAUUGCCUUUAUCCCAGGUUGUUCAUCGCCAAGUCGCAGGAGCGCAGGGUAUCAAGGGUUAGUCUUAAUUAUUGACUGACCAGUAUGCUGCAAUAUACCAAUAACUUCGGUUUUGUAGACAUUUCAUCAAUAUGAAGAGGAGGCCACAAAUGGCAUUGAUUCACAUGGUGUCCAUUACAUUGCUGAGGAAACCCGGUUUGCAGUGUAGAUUUCAAAGUACUCAACGACCAACUGUUCCUCUUGGCUCCCGAAUUUUAUCUGAUCCCAGCAGAGUGUUUGAACACAAUAUGUGGGAUCACAUCCAAUGGACUCCUGAGCAGGAAGAUCUUGCAAGACAAAAAGCUGAAGAAAAUUCUAGUGUUAAAGUCUCAAUGGAAGAACAAGUCAAAUAUGAUAAAGAUGCCAGCAGUUACUGGGAUGAAUUCUACAGAGCUCACCAAAACAAAUUCUUCAAAGAUCGCAGAUGGUUGUUCCUGGAAUUUCCUGAGCUCCUACCACACAGAACACACAAAUAUAAUGAAGUUGUCCUUGAAUCAAAAAAUACUUCCAUAUUAUGUUCUCAUGUUUCUUUACAAACACAAACAAAAUUAGUUGGUAUUAGCAGGACACAAGCAAAAAAGACAUUUGAAACUCUACGGAAUGCAGAUUCUGUAGAGAGAACAAUUGAUGGCAUGGAAUUGGAGCAUAAAACACAAGACUGGAAAUGGACAGACAGACAAAAGAAGCAAGGAUAUUUUCCUGGUAUCGAUUCCACUUUCAAAAUUUUUGAGGUUGGAUGUGGUGCUGGAAACAGUGUUUUUCCUAUCCUGAGUAAAGUUCGUGAUCCCAGUACAUUUCUUUAUUGCUGUGAUUUUUCAGCAUAUGCAGUGGAUCUGGUGAUGUCUCACCCUUUGUACAAUGCAUCCCAAUGUUAUGCCUUUGUUCAUGAUCUGUGUGAUGAAGCAAGCUCCACCUACCCAUUUCCAGAUGGAAGUAUUGAUGUCAUUCUCCUUGUAUUUGUGCUUUCUUCUAUUCAUCCAGUAAGGAUGCAGAUGGUAAUAAAUAGAUUGAGCAAGCUACUCAAACCUGGAGGAAUGAUACUAUUUCGAGAUUAUGGUAGAUAUGAUUUGUCUCAACUUAGACUGAAGAAAGGUCGCUGUUUGUUUGGAAACUUUUAUGUGCGAGGAGAUGGUACUCGUGUUUACUUCUUUACUAAAGAAGAAAUUGCACAUAUAUUCAUCUCAGCAGGUUUGAAAGAAGUUCAAAAUCUAAUGGAUCGACGACUCCAAGUUAACCGCAAAAAGAAAAUUGCAAUGCAUCGUGUCUGGGUGCAAUGCAAAUACCAAAAACCCUUCACAAACGAUUUAAAUUAAGGUUGAAGAUAGUUUUAGAUUUCCUAAAAAUAAUAUUUCUCCUGUUUCACUAUAUGUUAGUUUCUUUGUCUCUUUACUGUGCAGUUUGACCAUUAUGUUCCACCUUUGGUAUGAUAGGUGAUACAGAAGUUUCUAUUUGAUAUGCCUGACUUCAUGUUGUGUAGUUCUGUUUCACUGUUGUAUUGGAAAAAUGCAUGAACGUGCUGCAUUUUUAAAACUCCUGUAAUGGGAUUAAAACAGGGAAAGUGUUAUAUUUAAGUACUUUAAGUACUCUCAUAAUUUAUGACAAGAGAACAGCUUUACCAUAAAGAAUUGCAUAUCAGUAUCCAAACAGUUUACCAUGGUAGACCUGGUGAAAGUUGCCUCCAGGAACUGUUUUCAAACUACGCCAUUUAAGCACAAAAAUCUAAACACAGAUUAAUCUACCGUUAUUUCCUCCGAUAUGUCCUGGGCUUUGUAAAACCAGUUGCACAUCCAUUCUAUUUUUUUCAAGCAUUCUGCUUCAUUCAAUGAAAGCAAUAGUUUUGAAACAAUUGUCUCUCCACCGUGUUAAAGUAAUUAAUUAUCAAAAUAAAAAGCUGGUAACUUUCCUCACAAAGCAAAGCCCUAGUAAUGCCUUUGUUUGCCCUUUCUUAGAGUACAGGUUUUGCAGCUUAAUGGCAUCUAACAUCUUCUUGAAUGAUGCAAAAUUUUGUCUUAACACCCUAUCAACUACUAAGCACUCUUUCUAUGGAGAAUUGCCUCCAAACUUCCUACGAGGUUGAAUAAACUUCAGUAUUCUUAUCCUAUGGCUGUGUUUUAACUAGAUCACUCAGGUAUUAUUUUAUGAACCCUCUAAUCCAGCAUGAAAUGAGGCAUAUCAUUUUGGAGUUGAACAGCAGUGACAUAUCCACCAUUCUGGAACUGAAAGAAGACAGAGAUUCACAAUCCUCAAAAUAGCCAUAGGCGGCAUCAGUGCCUCUUGGGACUAUAUAACUCAUGCAAUAGUGAAUGCUGAAUGGAGGAAAUUAUGGCCAGGGUGUGUGCACAAUUCCUGUGGGCCUGCAGACUUUAAAGAUCUACAAGAAGAUUUUGUCAGGCUGGCAAAUUGCAAAGAGUUCACAAGAUUUGUUGAGCAGCAAGAAGUCACUGAUGGAGCAUCACCACCAAAAUAACUCAUUGUGAAAAGGUUUUUGGAGGGAUUCUGCCACAAUGAGAAAGAGAUAGCAGUCUUCAGAGGCAACAAUCCCAAUAUAGUUCACAGGAACACACAAGAGUAGAGGAGUCAGGCUUGGGAGGCCCAGGUGGCUUGCUAUUCAAUGUGAUCAUCACUGAUCUAUGCUGGCUUCAACUGCUCCUCUGUGGCAGAUAUGCAGAACCAUUAAUCCCUUGAUAUUUCAAAAAUUUAUUUACCUCCACUUUCAAUACUUCUAAUGAACUAGUCUCCACAACUCUCUAGGGCAGAGAAUUCCAAUGAUUCACCACAUUCUGCAAGAAAAAAUUUCUAUGUACCUCUUUUUUAAAUGACCAGCCCCUUAUCUUGAAACUAUGUCACUCCAUUAGAGUUUCUUCCACUAGUGAAAACAUUUCAACAUCUGCCCUGUCCUUUCCCAUGAGCAUCGUGUAUGUUUCAACAAGAUCACACCUCAUUCUAAACUCCAAAGAAUAACCUGUUUAACCUCUAUUGAUAAGGCAAUCCUGGUGAAUCCCUUUUGGACUACCUCUAGUGCUGCUAUAUCUUAGAUAAGCAGAUCAAAACUGUGCCCAGUACUCCAGGUGUGGCCUAACCAACCCCCCCCCCUCCCCCACAUACAAUUGUAACAAAAGUUCAACAUUACAUGUAGCUGCAUGAUGGGAAAUAGUAUACUUUACUAUAAGAUGAAGGAAGACUGUCUCAGUGUCCAUUAAUGUGUUGUUUAAACCUUUAUCAUCAGCCACAGGAAGAAGCCUUGUCUUCAAUGUCACAAACUCCUACACUUAGAUUCACCAAUGCCACCAUUAAUCAAACAUCAAUGGCAACACUGGCCCUCCCCGACUGCCACCCUGACAUGCAAAGCCACUGCAAAUUUCUUCUGUAAAAGAAAACAGGUUUAAUUAAAUAUCCCACAAUUAGACCAAUGAACCCUUUAAACUUGCUCCGUCAUUCCAAUAACACUGAACUGAUUGCUACAUCUGCUCUGGAGUCCUGUCUAGUGGCAGUAAUAAUCUUUCACCCCAUUGUUUAUCAAGAAUCUGCCUCAAAGAAGAUUCUGCUUCUAUCAGUCCUUGAGGAACAGUUCCAAAGACUUGUGACCCUCUGAGAGAAAAAACCUCACCUUAUCUUUGCCUUAAAUGGACAGACCCUUAUUUUGACACUGUCACCCCUCUCAAACGAGAGGAUAUGACCACCCUGCCAACUCCCCCCAGGAUCUUGUACGUUUCAC
This is a messenger RNA of Pristis pectinata (smalltooth sawfish), 3819 nucleotides long. It is a transcript of the gene mettl8, whose product is annotated as methyltransferase 8, methylcytidine. Gene Ontology annotation, molecular function: tRNA (cytidine-N3)-methyltransferase activity. The record is from RefSeq and is a predicted model, not a curated record. Lineage: Eukaryota; Metazoa; Chordata; Chondrichthyes; Rhinopristiformes; Pristidae. The transcript has 10 exons. The coding region runs from base 197 to 1417 and encodes 406 amino acids.